Ceutorhynchus assimilis (cabbage seed weevil) is the source of this 696-nucleotide messenger RNA. The record is from the annotation of a GenBank genome assembly. Lineage: Eukaryota; Metazoa; Arthropoda; Insecta; Coleoptera; Curculionidae.
AUAUCUCAAAUAAUUCUUGAUUGUCAAAACCUAAUUACUUUCUUAGAUAAUCUUCCAAAUCUGCCAAAAUCAUCUAAGUCCACAAUCAUUGGUUGUAGCUCUGAUUAAGAAAGCAGAAAUCCAGAACUGUCAAGCUGUUAACGUAACAAGGCCGAUAGUGCAACAUAUCACUAGUAAAUACACCUUGGCCAUACCAACCGAAAUGAACCUUGAAAUGUAGAAGCUCUGCCAAAAUAAUGGAAUCGCAUUUAUAAAUAACCCCAGCUUAAUUGAAAUUCCAUUAAAAUGUGUAAUAAUUAUGGAAACCAUCCAAAUGUGGAACAAGGAAGAGUCAAUCGAAGGAAGACCUCUUUCUCUACCUCCAAUCAAUAUCGAAACAUUGACGUCACCCAUAAGGAACAAAACAGUCCUCAAAAUGAAUUCCGUAGAUCUGGACAAAAUAAAGGAUCUCAACAAUCAGAAUUACUGAUGCACAUCAAACCUGAAGCUAUCCAUUCGCUAUCUGGAGUAUGGCUACCAUAUUGUACCACGUUAGUUCUCAUCAUCAUCGCUCUAACAGUAAUUUGGCAACUCUACAGAAGAAGAGGUACCCAACUUCGUGAAGUCAUCCAAGAAAGAAUUAUCCAGAAAUCCGAAAACAAACCUCAAUCCGUAUUGUUAUGUGACAAAGUUGCAGAGUUGUUUUUAAUUACCUAG